This is a messenger RNA of Lasiosphaeria miniovina, 1080 nucleotides long. RefSeq lists its product as uncharacterized. Lineage: Eukaryota; Fungi; Ascomycota; Sordariomycetes; Sordariales; Lasiosphaeriaceae. Bases 185 to 814 code for a protein of 209 amino acids. The transcript has a single exon. The record is from RefSeq and is a predicted model, not a curated record.
UUGAGGGCUGGUAAGCUUCGCUUAUCGCAAAAGGGACAACACAAGGGCCAACACGACUACGUUUACUUUCUCCCCCUCCCCGCCUCGCAUUCAAUGAGUUUAUACCUGUGACAUUCAAGGGGGAAAAAAGGGGGCUGGGGGGUUGGGCUUCCUUCUUCCUUUGAGCCGUCAUCAUGCACCUGGUAUGCACCAGCAUCACACUUCCUUCUUUAUGCGGGCGUAUCCCACACACUCUCUAGAAAAGGUACACGUAAAGAGGCGAAAAAAGCACAAGAAACACAGACACGCAGAGAAACGUUUCAAGCUUCCACUGGGUACCAUUCUAGAAGUGACCUGGUGUAGGCAUGUGUCUAAAGACUUGGUUCCAACACCAGCAAAGCUGGAAAUGUUUGAGGAAGGAUACGACGUGGAGGGAUCCCCGUCUCCCAGUAUGAUGUAUAAGGCUGGAGGGGAAUUGCUGUUUCUCAAGUAUAAUCCCGGCCAAACGGAAGCUCGAAGAAAGAGGAAAACAAAAAAGACAUUAUUCAUAUUGUACCUCGACGUCACAGCCCGCCCGUCUUCCCCCUCCAGAUACACACCCCUUUUUGGAAGUGGGAGGGUGAUAAAAACGACGGGUAGACCAAGAACAUGCAUGUGCUAUGCUAGCCGUUUCUCCUCAUCUGCGCUAAAAAAGGUUCUUUCCCGAGGGGGGGAGGGCCAAGAGGAAGGGAAGGAGGGGGGGUAUAAAAGCCCGUGUUUUAUUGCCGGGCUUGUAUUUCUGAAGCCAUCACAGCAAGUUGGUCAUGCCGAUGAGCGAGCCAGCCAGCGAGGAUGAUUCGUACAAUUCUCCUGAAAGAAUACGGGGCAAGGUAGGUAAUACAGCUGGAAAGGGGGGGCGCGCAUGCGCAUGGAGCCCCCAACCCGCGAAGCAAUUGCGUUCUAUCAAUGGGCGGGACGAAUUCAGCAUGAUCAGUCUGCUCGCUCUCUCAACGCUUCUUCUUGUUCGGGCACUCGGCAACCUUGUGGCCGAAUUUCCCGCAGCCGUGGCAAGACUGAGCAGAGGACGAUCGCUGCUGGAAGGAGGGCGGGGUUCUUGACGAA